CCGGGAUCGGGAUACGCGAUGCAGUGUGAAAGUUUUGGUCGAUCUAGUGAAGUGAACCGUUUCUAAGGCGAAAACGGAAGGAAGUGCAUUAGAAAGUGCAAGCAAGUGAUAGACCAUGGUGUUACAUUGGAUAGUUGGUGCAUUUUGUUUGGUGAAUUUCGUUCAGUACAAUGCAUGCCAGGAAACGGACAAACAGCCCCCGGGUGACAAAAUCGUAGGCGGUAUGCCGGCCAUCCGGCACGAGUUCCCAUAUCAAAUAUCGCUGCAGUGGAAUUUCGGUCCCGGCUACAGUCGAGCGCCGAUCCAUUUCUGCGGAGGCUCGUUAUUAAACCGCAAUUGGGUCAUCACGGCGGCCCACUGCAAGGUGCGAUACACCAAACGUGGUUGGAUUGAGGUCGUUGCCGGGGAUCACGACACCACAAUCAACGAGGGUGACGAACAGCGGCGUCGUAUGGUGAAGUAUAAUGUCCACGGUGAAUACUGCGGAGGAGUUUGUGCCCACGACAUCGGACUGAUCCAGGUGGACAAACCGUUCGAGUAUAAUUCGUGGGUUGCGCCCAUUGCGUUGCCGAAGUUGUACGAAAAGUUUUCCGGUGAUUGCAUAGCUUCGGGGUGGGGAUCCACUUCGACGACCAACCGACCGAUGUACCCGGCGCAAUUGAGGAAAGCCGUCCUGCCGAUCGUUGACUUUCGCAAGUGCUACAAGUUUUGGCUCAAUGAAGGAAAUCCGGAUGCGCUGGCCAACGUUUGUGCCGGACCGGAAGAUGGGUCACGGAGUGUUUGUUCCGGUGAUUCUGGUGGUCCGUUAGUGAAAAUGGAUGAGGUUCGCGGAAAGCCUGUUUUGGUUGGAGUAGCCUCAUGGGGAGCACUGCCCUGUGGGAUGGAAGAAAAGCCAGCUAUUUUUACCUCCGUUCCCAGUUACGUGCAGUGGAUCAAGGAACAUAUGAGAUGAAAUGUGUAUAAAUG
Molecule: messenger RNA, 966 nt
Organism: Uranotaenia lowii
Lineage: Eukaryota; Metazoa; Arthropoda; Insecta; Diptera; Culicidae
Product: trypsin-1-like
Exons: 3
Coding region: 116-952 (278 amino acids)
Biological process (GO): proteolysis
Molecular function (GO): serine-type endopeptidase activity
Source: RefSeq, a predicted model, not a curated record